GGAGAUCAUCCGUUGCUCCCAGUGGGAGCGGUGCAAGUAGUGACUUUGCAGCGGCGGCCGCAGCAGCAGCAGCGGUGGUGGCAGAGUCAUUGUGGUGGUUAGUCUGGAGUCUGGAAGCAGUUGAGCUUUGUGCAAACCCGCGAAACAACGCUGUUAAGUUCUUUGGCUGACCCUGCUGUGUCAGAUGAACAGUCCGACUGUGAAUAAUGGAUCGGAAGGAGCCGCUGACGGCGUCCGGAGGGUUUUCAAAAUCCUGCUGGCGAUCUUCAUGUACUACUUGGACCUGAUUGUGAUCGCUGGGAUGACCAGUAUCUUCUACGUGCUGGCGUUCUUCUCCUACCUCGUGGGCAAAGGAUACAGGGACAUCAACGAUGUUCUAUACGAGACGCAUGAGAGAUUUGUCGUCUUCUGCUCGAUGACUCUAAGAGGUAUCAAACGACACCACUACGGGGAUUACGGUCAGAUUGUGAAUAGAGGCGAGAGCGUUCUCGUGAUCGGCAAUCACCAAGUAGAAUCUGACUACUUCACGAUCGCCGCUGCGAUGGAGGAAUCGGGAUCUCUGAAACGGUUGAGACACGUCAUGAAAGAAUCGCUCAUAUGGCUUCCAUUCGUGGGAGCGUUUCUCGUGAAUCACGGCUCGUUCUUCAUUGAUCGCUCGAAAUUGAACUGGGACCGAUUCGAAAGAAAUGGCACUCGCCUCGCCACCAGCGAAUCGCCAACUUCCCUGCUCAUCUACCCCGAGGGAACUACAUGGAACAACGGCGAAGAAGUCGACGGAAUAUUCCAAAAAUCCGACGCUCUCGCGAGAUCCUGCAACCGUGAACCGUUCCAACACGUUCUGUUUCCCAAACACAAAGGCUUCUACCGGCUCUUAUCUAAAUUCCGCAACAGAUUGGAUGCCGUUUACGAUGUCACCGUCGGGUAUUCCUCGACUCGCUCACCGGAAGGCCGCCGCCUGAUGGCACCCGGCAUGAUCGAUUUCUUGAACGGAGCAUGCCCGGAUGUUCAUUUCCACCUUCGGCGAGUGAGCAUCAAGGACGUUCCCCAAGGCGAGGAAGAGGUGCGAGAUUUUCUCAUCGAACGCUUCGCCGAAAAAGACCAGCUGAUGGACGAGUUCUUCAAAACUGGUCGUUUCCCAUCGCCGACAGUCGAACUUCCACCACAGAGUUCAUUUAAUUUCAUGCGAAGCACCCUCGUCACAAUCGCAGCCGUCCUGCUAGCUGUGACGAAAUUCGGCUUAUCGAUCAUGCCCAUGUAUCUUGGAUUGCCCUUGGUGGCGGCAUACAUUCACGUGGUAUAUCAUUUGAACAGUUGAUGCUUCCUCCCGAUGAUAAUAUAGAUAUGUACCGGUCGAUCCUGCUCUCCCGAGUUCCCUUGUUCUAAGAAGAGGAUUAUAGGUGACACACGAGUGACAGCCUCGCCGAGGAAGGACAAAAGGAAUUAUAGAAUAACUUAUGUUUCCCACAUAAACAAUCUCCCAAAAUAUAGAUAUUUGUCAGCAGCUUGUGAUCCUCUCGCGGUGUAUUAUCGAAGUCGGUUUUGUACUAAUCGGAAGUUGGAAAACAUAUUCUCUGGUUGAGGAGUCAUCAUCUCAAUAUGGGAACCUUACGCCCGACUCCGCGAAAAUCCCUUUAUAAAAUAAAGCAGUCGUGUCGGUCCGUAAGCGUACCAAAAAUCGGACUUAUAAGCGUGUGAAAUCACUUCGUGACGAUGCAGAAUUAUCCCCGCCAGCGUAAAAAGCAAUUUUCCACU
This is a messenger RNA of Galendromus occidentalis (western predatory mite), 1752 nucleotides long. RefSeq names its product 1-acyl-sn-glycerol-3-phosphate acyltransferase epsilon. The transcript has 6 exons. The record is from RefSeq and is a predicted model, not a curated record. Gene Ontology annotation, molecular function: acyltransferase activity. Gene Ontology annotation, cellular component: mitochondrion; endomembrane system; endoplasmic reticulum. Lineage: Eukaryota; Metazoa; Arthropoda; Arachnida; Mesostigmata; Phytoseiidae. Gene Ontology annotation, biological process: phosphatidylinositol acyl-chain remodeling. Bases 185 to 1315 code for a protein of 376 amino acids.